AUGAUGCUCAACGCAGUUACCUUGUUCUCUCUUGUCGUGGCCGCCACCGCUAAAGUCGGCGAGAUGACCUACUACGAUCCCGUCACCGGUAAUCAGGUCGCCUGCGGUGGAUACUAUACCACCAACGACCGGAUUGCUGCCCUGGGAGCCAGUGACUUCGAUGGCCGCGGCGUCUGCGGCAAGACUGCAACCAUCUCUUACCAGGGCAAGACCACCACAGUCAAAGUCGUUGACCGGUGUGAGGCCUGCAAGGAUGGCGACAUCGACGUCACCCCUACCGCUUUCCAGGAGCUUGCUCCCCCUCCCGGUCGGCCGCGUCCCCGGUGUGUCUUGGGAGCUCUCCUGAGACAACCCUUAGCCGGGAAGUAG
This is a messenger RNA of Diaporthe citri, 369 nucleotides long. RefSeq lists its product as uncharacterized. The coding region runs from base 1 to 369 and encodes 122 amino acids. The transcript has 4 exons. Lineage: Eukaryota; Fungi; Ascomycota; Sordariomycetes; Diaporthales; Diaporthaceae. The record is from RefSeq and is a predicted model, not a curated record.